AUGCGGUGCAAGUACGUAUGCAAGUCUUGGUACUCCCUCAUCCGCAGCCCUUCCUUUGUCACCGACUUCAACGACAGAAACAAGAGCAACACUAACUUCCUUUUCCAGAAGAAUACCCGUUUGUUCUCUUCAAAGAUAGAGGAGCAACAAGGAGAGAAUAAUAUUCUAAUUCCAACACCCAUCGCCCAACUUCCACUCCCGACUCGGAGCAAAUUUCUCAAACGUCAUCCUGAUCUUGUGGAGUAUAUUCUAAAUCCAGCACCUGUCGCCGAACUUUCGUACCUGAGUCGAUGUGAAGCUUUUGAAUGUCAUCCGAAUCAUGUGCAGAGUGUCCAUGGCUUGGUUUGUGCAUCCUCUAGGUGUGGCCCUGUCUUCAUACUUAACCCUAGCACUCAAGAGUCCAUCGAACUUCCAUAUAUAAUUGAAAAUUACCGCUUGGCAUCCGCUACAUAUAACUUCGGCUUCAGUCCACUGACCAACGAGUAUAAGGUUCUCCAGAUCUUGUCAUUUCGUCCCAAUAGUAGAAGUGAUUUUCGGUUCAACGUAUUCACCCUAGGUAGGGAUUCUUCAUGGAGGCCAUUGCAGGUAGACCCUGCCGACCUUCCUUUUGAUGCUCGAGAUCACGACUAUGAGAUACAAAAUGGGAGAAGUACUGGAUGUGUGUGCCUGAAUGGGGCCAUACACUGGAUCCAUGAGACACAGAAAGUGAUAGUGGUAUUUGACGUUAAAGAGGAGACCUUCAGAGUGGUGCCACUACCUGACGAAUAUGCGCAAGAGUUUCAUCUAGAUAAUCAUGGCCACAAUAGGGUUGCUUGCCAUGCAAGUGUUGUUGAGGUGCAAGGAUGUGUGGGUGUGUUUGCUGACAAGUCGUUGAGACAGGACAAGAUAGUGUUAUGGAUUUUGAAGGACUACCAGAACCUUGUGUGGGUGAAGGAGACUAUUACCGCCGUGAUGCCGAUUGGAGAAGGGUAUGUUAAAGCUUUAGGUACAAUCCAUACAGGUGAGCUAGCACUCGCUCUCCAUUUUUAUGGAAAUACACCAAAAUUUGACGACCGUCCACCAAAAUUGCUUCUUUAUGAUAUGGAGAGCAAACAAUAUAGAAUACUUGAUUUCGUUUUUCCUAAUAAUAUGGGACUUGCUCGGGGAAUACCUGUUAAGUUAAUUGCUAGUUAUGAUGAUAGCAUUGUCCCCUUAAAAUGA
This is a messenger RNA of Prunus avium (sweet cherry), 1200 nucleotides long. Lineage: Eukaryota; Viridiplantae; Streptophyta; Magnoliopsida; Rosales; Rosaceae. The record is from RefSeq and is a predicted model, not a curated record.